UCACUGGCAAGUUCAUCUCUCCUGCUCCUGGGGCAUUCCUUUGCUGGUAUUAGAACCUACUUCUUCAGGAUUCCAGCGUAGCUCCCUAGGACCUCCCUGGGACUCUAGCACCAAAUUGAGGCAGCUGACACAUUUGGUUUGUGGACAACUACUGGAUCUUUGGCCUUUCCAUCAGGACACAGCCACUGUUGGACUACUUGGACCACGGCCUCCUCAAAAGCCAAGAGAUGCCUAAGGAGCACCCACAGGUGGUUGCACUGGAGGUACCCCAAGUCUCAACUUCUACAACAACCACCACUAUCAACAUGCCUGGUGAGAUCUCCCAGCCCGAUCAUGUGGUCUGGUCCACGUUCAAUGCACUCUUCUUGAACUUCUGCUGCCUGGGUUUCGUAGCGUAUGCCUACUCUGUGAAGUCUAGGGACAGGAAGAUGGUGGGCGAUAUGACUGGGGCCCAGGCCCACGCCUCCACUGCCAAGUGCCUCAACAUCUGUGCCAUGGUCUUCAGCAUCCUUAUGAUCAUUGUCUUCAUCAUUGUUUACGUCCAGGCAUUUGCCAUCUUGCAGAAUUCUGGCAGACAAUAAUAGGUUCCAGAGCCUUCUAGUCCUACCUUGUGUUCCGCUGUCUACAAUCGCCCCACACCCUAGUCUUAGCCCUGACCCUUUGCCCCUCACAUAUGCAACUGUUACCCUCCCACAUCUGUCCACAGUGGAUUCAAUAAAGUGCGUGUGCUGGC
Peromyscus californicus insignis is the source of this 733-nucleotide messenger RNA. Its product is annotated as interferon-induced transmembrane protein 1-like. Gene Ontology annotation, biological process: type I interferon-mediated signaling pathway; negative regulation of viral genome replication; host-mediated suppression of symbiont invasion. Gene Ontology annotation, cellular component: plasma membrane. The record is from RefSeq and is a predicted model, not a curated record. Bases 228 to 581 code for a protein of 117 amino acids. NCBI's taxonomy places the organism in Eukaryota, Metazoa, Chordata, Mammalia, Rodentia, Cricetidae. The transcript is spliced from 3 exons.